GGUACUAACGGAGUGCGUAGAGCAGCGAACGGUUCCAACAGCAAAAGUCCGGGCGAGGCUUCAGGGCAGUGUGGUCAGACAUACGCUGACUGACUGAGAGGCUACAAGCGCGAACGCUCGCAGGUUGAGCGGGAACAAAGGACCUGCAUUCCCAGAUGACAUUUUGUAGAACAAGUUUCUUUGUUCAAGAUAAAAAAAAACCAAGUCAUUAACCAUUAAUGGGCAUUUCAACACGCUUUACGAUGACCAUGAACUGUAGCCCUCAUACUUUAGUGAAACUUGGAGAAAUGCGACGAUGAAGCUGCAUUCGUAGACUGUACAUUAAAUGGGAUUUAACGGAAUGUCAUUGUGGUGAGGACGAACCCUGCAAGACGCUUGAGAGGUGUGACUGGACUGGGGUAUGUCAGGGUGGAGAGUCUAAUCCUGAAAUCUCGUUUUUAAGGCGUGACGGCGACAACAAAAGGACGCGAAAACUCGCAUCAGCACCAGUGAAUACAAAGACGCAGAGCAAGCGAGUCUAUUAACUGGCUGUGUACAGCUAUUGGGUCUCAGUUGUUCCGUUCCUUUUCUAAGAGAUAAAGUGUCGAGUGCUACCCCACAGCCACGACCAUCUUCACCCGAACCGAGCGAGUCGUCAGUAGCCUACAUUCUGGGUGAUCUCUCCAGCAUCACGUUGUUCUAAGCGCACAUCAUCGUCCACGCAAGAGUUUCAACGAAACCCAUUUUCUUAAACCAAUCUUUACCUUUUUUUAUUAGUUAACUGAGAGUAUAAUUGAUCCUCAAACAAAAGACUUGACGAUAAGUGACCGAGAGCCGAACCUCAGAUCCAGGCUGCUCGGAUCCAAGCUGCUCAGCUCCAAGCUGCUGGCGUACGUGGCGCAUAGCGAAACGAUUCUUGAGGUGAAUGAGGAAUUGAAGGGCCCUCUCCAUGGAUAUAGACACAGACUAUGAGCGGCCCAAUGUGGAGACGAUCAAGUGUGUGGUGGUGGGCGACAACGCGGUGGGCAAGACGCGUCUGAUCUGCGCGCGCGCCUGCAACGCCACCCUCACGCAGUACCAGCUGCUCGCCACCCACGUGCCCACCGUCUGGGCCAUCGACCAGUACCGCGUCUGCCAGGAGGUGCUGGAGAGGUCCAGGGAUGUGGUGGAUGAGGUCAGUGUAUCCCUGAGACUGUGGGACACCUUUGGAGACCACCACAAAGACAGACGCUUCGCCUAUGGCAGGUCAGACGUGGUGGUGCUGUGCUUCUCGCUGGCCAACCCCAACUCUCUGCGGCACGUGCGCACCAUGUGGUACCCGGAGAUCAAGCACUUCUGCCCGCGCACCCCCAUCAUCCUGGUGGGCUGCCAGCUGGACCUGCGCUACGCCGACCUGGAUGCCGUCAACCGCGCCCGGCGCCCGCUAGCAAAACCCAUCAAGCCCACGGACAUCCUGCCUCCGGAGCGGGGCCACGAGGUGGCCAAGGAGCUGGGCGUGCCCUACUACGAGACCAGCAUCGUGGCGCAGUUCGGCGUCAAGGACGUCUUCGACAACGCCAUCCGCGCCGCGCUCAUCUCCCGCCGCCACCUGCAGUUCUGGAAGUCGCACCUGAAGAAGGUGCAGCGGCCGCUCCUGCAGGCGCCCUUCCUGCCGCCGCGCCCGCCGCGCCCCAUCGUGGGCAUCCCCGACCCGCCGCCGGCCGACGGCGAGGGGCCCGACACGCUGUUCACGCGGCCGCUCUGCGCCGACGUGCUCUUUCUCCUGCAGGGCGGCGCCGCGCGCGUCUUCGCCCACAAGGUCUACCUGGCCACCUCCUGCUCCAAGUUCAACGACCUCUUCACCAUGAGCCUGUGCGGAGGAGCAGGAGGAGGAGCAGGAGGAGGAGCAGGAGGAGGAGGAGGAGGAGACGGUGAGGAGAGCGAGGAAGGAGAGGAGCAGAUGGACGGAGGAGGAGGAGAAGGAGGAGGAGGAGGAGGAGGAGAGGAGGAAGAGCAGAGCAGGCGAGGAGCCAAAGAGCAGGCGGGCCGCACCAAGAGCCUGGACAUCGACAAGGACGGCGGGGUGGGCGACGGGGCCGCGCGGGGGGGCGCCAGGCGUCCGCUCCUGCUCCAGCAGGGCUCGCUCAGGACUUCCCAGAGCGACAACGCGCUGCCCGCCCGCGGCCAGGCCUCCACCUCGGGCCACCCGGCGACCGGACGCGCCCUCAUGGGCUGGGGCCGGGGCUUCCUGGGCGUGUGUCUGGAGCACGUGGACGACCCGAUGACCGGACGGCCGAGGCUGAUGACCGUGGUCUCCAUGGACAGCCUCAUUCAGGAGGGACCCUUUCAGGCGGUGCUACAGUAUUUAUACACGGGCAACCUGGACGAGGGCCGGGGCGACCUGAUGCAGGUGGCCACCAUCGCCGAGCUGCUGGAGGUGUUCGACCUGCGCAUGAUGGUGGCCAACGUGCUGAACCGCGAGAGCUUCAUGAACCAGGAGAUCACCAAGGCCUUCCACGUGCGGCGGGCCAACCGCAUCAAGGAGUGCCUCAACAAAGGCACCUUUGCUGAUGUGGUGUUUCGGUUGGACGACGGCUUCCUGCCGGCCCAUAAGCCCCUGCUCAUCUCCAGCUGCGACUGGAUGGCGGCCAUGUUCCGCGGCUCCUUCAUGGAGAGCUACGUAGAGGAGGUGGCGAUCCCCAACACUAACAUGGCGUGUAUGCGGGCGGUGCUGGAGUACCUGUACUGCGGGCUGCUGACCCCUAGUUCUGGCCUGGAGCCUCUGGAGCUGAUUGUCCUGUCCAACCGGCUGUGCCUCCCCCGCCUGGUGGCCCUCACAGAGCAGCAUGCUGUGGAUGAUCUGUUGCACGUGGCUGCGAAGGGGGUUGACAUCGACGGACAGGUGCUCGCUUACCUGGAGAUGGCUCAGUUCCACAACGCCAAGCAGCUAUCAGCAUGGUGCCUGCAUCACAUCUGCACCAACUACAACAGCGUGUGUCGCAAGUUCCCCAAAGACAUGAAGAACAUGUCGCCAGAGAACCAGAAGCACUUUGAGAAGCAGCGCUGGCCGCCCGUCUGGUUCCUGAAGGAGGAGGACCGCUACAAGCGCUCGCACAAGGAGCGCGAGCGCGAGGAGGAGCUGCUGCGGAAGCAGAACACCAAGAGGGGCUGGUGCUUCUGGAAGCAUCCGGCACCCUCCACCUCACACAUCUCCUGAAGAACCAACCCCAAACCACCACCACCACCACCUUCCCUUCCUCGCUCCCUCUCUCUUCCUCACCCUUACUCCUCCUCCUCCUCCUCCUCCUCCUCCUCCCCCUCCUCCCAUUCAACCCACAGCCUGUAGGUGCAGCCUUGUCACCAGUGUAACCUCCGCCCGCUGGUGUGGUGGCUCUGUGUGAUAUAGUCUGUAAAUCUACGCUAAGCUAGCGCUACAGCUAAGCGUGAGGCUGUCCAGUGUGUCAGGUGUGCCAUGGGGGGAAUAUGCCUCGGAGGCAGCUCAGGGGCACGCCUUCAGUCAGCAGCAGCAGCAGCAGCAGCAGCAUUCUCUGUGCUGCUCAGUCAGCGAGGGAGACCGACUGUGGCUGGGGCCACGAAGCGUGACUAAAGCGAGCCCGCCCCGUCAUAGCUCCUGUGUGUGUGUGUGUGUGUAGUGUGGUGUGUGUGUGUGUGUGUGUGUGUGUGUGUGUGUGUGUGUGUGUGUGUGUGUGUGUGUGUGUGUGUGUGUGUGUGUGUGUGUGUGUGUGUGUGUGUGUGUGUGUGUAGUGUGGUGUGUGUGUGUAUGCGUGUGUGUGUGUGUGUGUGUGUGUGUGUGUGUGUGUGAGUGAGUGUGGGUGUGGGUGUGCUAGAGACUGUGCAGGAGAGGCUAGAGACUAACCCAAAGCCCCCCUAGGAGAAAAACAAGAACAAACAAACAGACAUGGGGAUGAGCUGCCUUCUCCUUACAAAGAUUUCUCACCGAACAAAGCCACAUGCGGUGUGUGUGCGUACGUGUGUCCAUGCCACUGCGUGACUAUUUGUCCGCUGUGAAAAGAAAACCUUACCCUCCCCUUCCUCAACUCUGUGAUAUUCCCUACCCACAACCCCACCCCUCUCCCCCACGAUUAGUCUCAGAGAAGCACUAUACUUGAGAUUCUGAAACACCAGGAAAGAAAGGAAAAUACAACAAACAAACAAACAAACAAACAAUCGUCCACGCCCUCAGCCAGACUGCCUGGAGCACCAAAGAGAAUCCAAACCCAUCAUUAAUGAGACUUAACAACACGCUUUACCAAACUCACCUGGGACACUUAAAAUGGCAAGGUUGGAGAUGAGGGCUAUUCAACCCCACUGCCACUGAAGUAUUAAAACUCCCUUUUGCUUUCUCCCUCACUCAUUUCCUGCUCGUCAUAAGCUGAUCGUGGACGCCACCUGCUGGAUCACCCAUUUCCCCCUGCAACACUAGGGAGAAGUAUCACCUCUGUUACACUGUGAAUUUUUUUUUUUUUCUGUGUGUUUGUGCAUGUGUUCGUUUGAGGAACUGAGACGACUUGAAACACAGGGACCUCAGCACCUGUGUAACUGUCUUCUCCCAGUUAACAGUAUCUGUGUAACAUCUACACUUUUGACUUUACUCUCACUUAUUUUUUGUUUUAUUUUUUAUUAAGGAAAUCCAGUUAACCCAUUUCUGUUCUGCCAGAAACCAAAAGAAAGAGGACGUACUUCUUUUUUCUCCCACUCAGCCCCAUGUGUUCUUCCGUCAUCUCUUCCCACUGCCUUUUAUCCAUCAGAGACGAAGGGAGGAGGGCACAAGAAGUACUGUACUGGCUGGAUCCAAAAUCUGCCAUCUCCAUUUUCAUUCCUGGUCUCCCUGCUACUUAACUUCACAGAGAGCAAAACAAAACACCUACCUGGGUUAGCUAACCGGCUAACAGGCUACUUAAUAAGCUGAGUAACUAUAGUAACUAAGUUACAAUAACUAAGUCAUUCAGGCUUCCUCUCACCACUUGCUUGUUCCGCUGAUUUUGGGUGAAUUGUUGCUUUAAUGUGAUUUCACCUGACUGAAAAAAGAAGGGCACCUUCUAGUUCAUUGCACACUUUUAGCUAAACAGACCUAUUUCCUUUAAUUUCAUUUUAUGGAGAAAAAGAAACAUAGGAAAAAGAUUCCUCAUUUUGUUCCUGAAGGAUGAAAUGAUGGGUUGUGAUUCUCGGCAGUGAGUGCGAAUAGUUGUGAGGUGGUAUAAAAAUGAAUUUGACUCUCUGCGAGUGUUGCAGACCCCUUAACAUUAUUGUGCCAUUCAAAUCUCUUCUUGGCUUGGAGAGUGUUUUUUUCCUAUCCCCAGUUUAAAUUUCAGCUGUGAGUUUGCUUUUUGCAGAGAAGAAAGAGGGAGAGAAACAACUCUUUGUGGGUGUGUUCUCACUUCGUUUGAUGUGUUUGCUCUUCUUGGUGAAAGAGUUACCUGGUGAAGCAUUUACAUGUGAUUAUUUUGUAGAGGCUUCUACCCAUUUUGUAUCAGUACUUGGGAUCGCUGGUAUUUGAAGCUUUUUGACAUUUUCAUUGGUGGUGCUACGGUCUGCAUUUUAGGCUGCAGCGUUCAAUCAGUGAAUGUGAAAACUCAUACCUGGCACCUUUUUUUUGUAACUGUAGCUUUAAAGAUUUCAUCCUCUUCAAGUAACGUAUCUCCCAACUGUCCAUAGCGGACCACUAAAAAAGGCCCAUGCUACUUUGGGUCGGUCUGUUCAUUCGUCGGUUGUACAACUGAUGAGAUAAACCCCACACUCCCUAACCAGAGCUCCUGCUGUGAAUCAGGAUGAUGGCCCUAAAGACCCAUUGCCUGCAGAAAAAAAACAGUGCCUCUAACUAGUUAAUUAAGGGCUCUUUUACAGUCAUAAAAAUGUUUGAAGAAGGCUUAAGGAGUGCCUGCUUCUCUUUCAAGCCACAAGUGAAGAGGGACAUGAUUAGUUCAGGUCAAGUAACCUCUCUUCAUGUGGGACGGAAACAGGCUAUGUCUUAAUGCCUUAGUCAGUGGUUGUCAGCAGAACCAACUGGUUCAAGAACCACUUCUUUGGUCCCGAGCCUUUGUUUUCCUCUGAGGGAAUCAAAUUUGACUGCCUGAAAGUGUGUAGAAAGAUAUACCGCAAGUAUUGUGCAUGGUAGAUAAUCAUAGGUUCAAAUAUACACGUAUACGGUAGCAUGUAGAGCGGUAGUGGUAGCAUUAGCAUAGCGCUACAGACGGGCUCUGUAGUGAGUUCCAAGUAGCCUACUGAUGGAGUAUUGGUGGAGCAGGGUUGAGCUUCCCUAAGAUGGUGGACAGCACUGCUUUGACCACUCUGGCCUUGCCUUGAACAUGCUCUCUGUUUUCUUGGGUAUGUGAUUGCAAUUGCACUUUUAUCUCUCCUUAUACGGCACCUUUGCCUGUUUAUUUUGUGCGUGGAAUGACUGUUUUAAAAAUUAGACUUUUUUUUAACAAAAGAGGUCUUUUAUAACAUACUCUUCAUAUAGAAGAGCUACACUUUGUAUUUUAUGCUUAAUUUGAAAAAAAUAAUUGGUUUUCUCGUGUUUGAACUUUUAACAAGACAUCUUGUAGGACCCAUUUAACUCCCCCCACAACUUUGUAUAGGAAUAGUCUAUGAUUCUUGAAUAUGAAUUAGGCCUACUUGUUGCAGCAUCUCAUGAUCCAGUUUGCUUGAGAGGAAACAGUACACUCUCAAUUAAAAAAGGGUGGUUUUUAAUAUUAUGCACAGCGCUUUUAGCACUAAUAUGGUGGAAAUAUAACUGGUUGGCACAUUGUGUUUGAGGGGAGAUGCCAAGUUUUGCAACCAUAGGGGUGUGAGUUUGUUGAUGAAUGGCAAACUUCAGAUGUUGACCCUCUAGCUUUAGUAACUAGAGAUAUAAUUCUGGUUUUCAAGGAUGAUUGAGCUAAUCUGUGAUAGUGUUACAACAUUUUAACUGAAUUUAAAACUGAAUUUGAAAAGAAGUGCUUUGUCCAAAUCUCAGAAAAAGAAAGGAGUAAACUAAUGAAAUCUCUAAAACAAAUGCAUGUGGACUGUUGGAAUGUGCAUGGAGGGGGUGACUUGUGGGGAUUUGCAUGCUGUGACUGACGAGUUUGGUUGGCAUUGAUGAGGGAUUGUGUGCUUUUUGGGAAACAGACUCGACACAAUGUUGAACAUCCUAUCUUUUCUUUGAUUUGGUCCUUCGAGUCAGAGAUUUUCUCGAACCCACCAGACUUGUUGAUUUGUUCAUAUUUGAGAAAUUGUAAGCUCCAUCAUGUUCACUCAAAGACAAAAAAAUGAUUUUGGUUUGUUUUAUAUUUCUCUUGUUAUAUGACGUGUUUGCUACACUGCUUGUUAUGGGGUAUGACGCACACUGUCCUUGCUGGAAGCCAUUGCGGCGAUCUAAUAACAAAACGUGGACGUUGCUGAGCAUGGCUUCUUGAGCUGUGUCAGUAAGAGGGCAGACCACCCACCAAUGGUUGGCCUUGGUGCUGCUCGUGCCUUGAAAAACCCAAUGUCUUUAGAACUUUGUUCCUGAAUUCUUCCUAAACUGGAACACAGAUACAAGACCUCUGACCUUUAUUUAGAUGUAGUGUUAGUCCACACACACACACACACACACACACACACACACUCUCUCUCUCUCUCUCUCUCUCUCACACACACACACACACACACACACACACACAUACAUCCAGAGGCAGCUGACCAGAGUUCUUCCCUCUUAGUGCCUGUUGACAAUACAAAGCAAUUACUGCAGUUCAGUGUUAAUGCUUGUGUUUUCUAUGCUCUUACUUCACAGCGUUGUUAUGCGUCCAUUUCUAUAAGUGUACAGUCAGAGACUGGAGAAACUAGUUUCCCCCUGCCUUCCUUUCUUACAGUUUACUGUAUGUUGCUUUUCAUUUUGAGAUCUGUGAAUCCUUUCCCUCCUUAGUUUUUUGCCUUACUUGAGCUUCUCUCUCUACGCUCCAUGGCCUAUUUGACGACCACAGAGUGUGCGUGUGUUUUAAUCAAACAACUCUCAUUUGAAAACAAUCUACUUCUAAUGAUCUGCCCACGCCCACACUGCGCCAUGCUAUUUCGAGCAGACAUGUGGACACGAUUGCUCCCCUGUCCCAGACUACAUUGAUAUUCACCCAAGGGCACGCAAACACUUAAUCAGUGGGAGCUCCCUCAGAACGCCCCCUGCUGUUUCACUCACACCAAUGCCUUGAUCUCAGAACAGGCGGUAGUGGUGGCCUUAUAUAUUCCUCAUUGGCAAUUCAUCUCCCAGCUCACUCUCACUAGUGCCAGCGCGGCCUAUGGCUGCUACUGUAAGGCUGGUCUGCUCAGAGUAGUCCUGCCUGUGGGGCUUUUGGAGAGCCCACAUGGAGACAGAAAGGUCAGGAGCUAAAUUGGCUCGUGAUGCUAUCUGUCUCCAGCUCAAAAGUGUGACUUAAAAAAAAAAAAGAAAUUUUAUGCACUUUUCCCUUCUUUUCUCUCUCGCUAUCUCUCUCUUUUUCUCUCUCUCUCUUCCAUUGUGUUGAGAUGCUCUGUUUGUGGUAUUACACAGAUAAAAUUGUGAACUUGAAAAAAAGCACACACCACUCACUAUUAAGGGCUUUUUUUAAACAAUCAGAAUGUUUUGCUGCUGUUAAAAAUGUUUUAAAAAAAUCCUUUGUAAUAUUUUUGAACCACUGUGAUUUGUACAAAAUGGAACAAAAAUUUAGGAAAACGUUGCCGUUUCAGUAUUUUAAUGUUUGACUUGGCUUUUAUUAAAACUUAACAGAAUCUUUUA
Molecule: messenger RNA, 8707 nt
Organism: Sardina pilchardus (European sardine)
Lineage: Eukaryota; Metazoa; Chordata; Actinopteri; Clupeiformes; Clupeidae
Gene: rhobtb4
Product: Rho related BTB domain containing 4
Exons: 11
Coding region: 929-3175 (748 amino acids)
Biological process (GO): establishment or maintenance of cell polarity; engulfment of apoptotic cell; regulation of cell shape
Cellular component (GO): cytoskeleton; cytoplasmic vesicle; cell projection
Molecular function (GO): GTP binding; protein kinase binding; GTPase activity
Source: RefSeq, a predicted model, not a curated record